CUGCGUGGUUCGGCUUCAGUAGGUCUCCACCCGAGAUUAUGGUGGUCGGAGACGCCGUGAGAUGUGGAUGCGGGGUUAUUUAAGACAGGAUGGCUGAAAUACUGCGUCAGGUCGCGCUUUUGCGCCUUGUGUCGUGAAACGCAGCAGCCUCUUAAAGGACCUCCACAUGAUGACACCCCUUGGGAAGAACCCUUAAUGCCUCAUGUGUUGUUCUUUACGAGAUGCGAGACUUAAUUUUGACCUAUAACAUGCGCGCGGUGUCGUUCCUUUAAGCGGAUGCUGGGCUGUACAUGCGCUCGCGUUCAGUUGGAGAUGUCAUGAAGUCCGCGCAUCGGUUCUUUGUGCGUCUCGGUGAGCAUCGCAACACGGCCGGUGUGGCCAUGGCUCGCUCAGCGUAUCCUCGACUUCUGCAAUAUUCAACGCAAGUUCCUCGUUGCAUCUGAUCGGAUCUGACUCUGUUAUCUGGCUCAAUCGGACGCGCGUAACGUCGGUGCGCAAUGCGCGAGUACAAGGUGGUGGUGCUCGGCAGCGGUGGCGUCGGGAAGUCCGCUCUCACGGUUCAGUUCGUCACCGGGACCUUCAUCGAGAAGUACGACCCGACCAUUGAAGACUUCUACCGCAAGGAGAUCGAGGUGGAUUCGUCCCCGUCGGUGCUGGAGAUCCUGGACACCGCCGGCACCGAGCAGUUCGCGUCGAUGCGGGAUCUGUACAUCAAGAACGGCCAGGGCUUCAUUCUGGUGUACAGUCUGGUCAACCAGCAGAGCUUCCAAGAUAUCAAACCCAUGCGAGAUCAGAUCAUCAGAGUCAAGAGGUACGAGCGCGUGCCGGUGAUAUUAGUGGGAAAUAAAGUGGAUCUGGACAACGAGCGUGAGGUUUCGUCGAGCGAGGGUCAGGCUCUGGCUGAAGAAUGGGGAUGUCCUUUCAUGGAGACCUCGGCUAAGAGUAAGACUAUGGUGGACGAACUGUUCUCAGAGAUUGUUAGACAGAUGGAUUACGCUUCUCAGCCUGAUAAAGAAGACCCGUGCUGUUCCUCCUGCAGUAUACAAUAACCCCCCGACCGCCAGCGAUGAGGCUUUUCAAACACGAGGGGUGGAACACAGGAGUAGAUUUCAGCAUUAGACACAGAGCAUAGACACACGACAGCUCAAUGGUUCUCAACUGCUAUGCUUUCAUCGCACAUUCAACGUCCUUUAACUCAUACAACCAUAUAGAUUCACUUCUCAAAAACAACCCAGAGUGUUAAACCCUAAAUUCAGACAAAUUUAGAUCAACGCAGUGUUGGGUUUCAUCUGCUUGAUAAUCAGGAAUAAUGUAUAAUGAAGUAUUAUCAUGCCAUGGGUUGAAGAAUGCAAUUCUGCAUCUGGUCUUAUUACUCAAACCGGUCUGAUUGAGAAGUCAUUUAAUCAGACCACCACAGCCGUGUUGUUUUUAAUUGCGAUUUUAAGUGUAAAUUUGAAAAAAAUGUUUGCUAAGGGUCCGUCUAAAAAGUACACACAAUGCUGUAAAACAAACUCACAUUUUUAUCGACCGAACCGUCAAAUGUCAUUUCAUGACUACGACACUAUAUUUUAUAACUUUAUUUUGAUGUUCACUUUAAAGUGAAGCUGUAAAUGCUCUCUUAAUUCACUCCAGACGAUGGGUAUUUUGUAUCUACCUUUAUGAUGUCACUUGAGCUUCUUCUAUAUCAUGUAGGCAAUUUUACAAAUUAGCAAUUGAUAUCAUAAAGUUUCAUCAGACGCAAAUGUUUGACAUCAACAACAAAAGAUGAUGUGUUUGCAAACACGCCUACGUGAUAAAUUAAAUGUCAUGGAGUUUGUGUCACUUUGUCUCGCUGUUGUCCGCGACGUUAUCCAAACAGUCACUUUCCUCCAGUUGAGAACCACUGAUCUUGAAAAGGUCAAAAAUAUUGUCAAAAUAUGAAAUCUAACAGAGAGGUUAUAGGAAUGCACUGUUUCUUUUACCUGCACGUAAACACACGUUAAAUGUACUUUUGACACUUCUUAGAUAGGAUCGCUUUGAUUUUGCUGUUUAGUUUGCACAUAUAGAACCUGAUGUCUUAAACUGCCACUAGACUCUGGAAUGGGCAGAAUGAAUUUGUUUUGUUCUUCCAAAUGGCCCACCGUCAUGUGACCCACAGUUUCCUGCGGGUUUCAGAUCUUCAUGAGUGCGGAGGCGUCCCAUUGCAUCGACCCUAUCCGUGACUGGUGCGUUCAGGGGACUUUUUCUUUUGAGAAAACCAAAUAGGAUGCCAGAAAGCACUUUGCUAUUAAUCGUUGUGUCCAGGUUGAUUUUUUCUGAAACUCCUGGAAAUCUUCUCUUUUGAUUGUGUUGUGAUUUUUUUUAAAUAAGUUACAUAAACUGAACGGUGUAUUUUGAUAACGUAGUAAAACAAUCACCAGAUUUGCUGUAGUAUCGAGGUUUUUAAUCCGGUGGCAGAAUUUCUCGUCCUUCCACAGACGGGACGCAAACUGGUUUCACAUCACUUUUUAAAGCAAUAAAUGCGCAAAUGUUCUAUUUGAUCAUUUUUAUUAUUGUAGAGGUUUUUUCGUAAAAAGUAAUUUCAUUGUAUGUUGAUUUCACACUUUCAAACUAAAAGUUUUUACUCCAUGAAUGCUCUGGUUUUGACCAUGUUUGUGGACUGUCGACUGUAUUUGUAUCGAAUGGUGUUUCUGAAUGGGAAUAUAUUCUUAACACUUUGAGCUUUGAUGGGGUCAUACAGACAAACACAAGAGAAACAAAUACAGCGUCGGUCUCAAUGCAUCUGUGACAAGAAUAACAAAACAGAUUCAAUUUCUCACACCUUUCUCAGGAGAGUUACAGGCUACCAAAUCCGUUGUUAAAGAUAAUCUGUUUUUAUAUUUCUUUUGUUUGUUGUAAUUCUUUGAUCAUUAGAAUAUACAAUAAUGAUAUUCUUAAGCUGUAUUGUCUUAGGUAUUUUGGUAUUAAAGUUAUUUGGUAUUACAGAACAAUUCAUUUUCAAACUUUCAUGUGUCUUCAAUAAUCCAGAAAUGUAAAAAUGUUUAUAGGAAAGCAGUCGCUGAGUAGUUUAUAAAAACAGAGGCCAACCGUACAACAUGUUGAUUUAACGUGCAUGGCUCAACAUUAUUGUUUGUGAAUUUGACACACAUGAACACGUCUCUCUGGAUGAUCAUUUAUGGGUGAACCUUUGCCAUGCAGACCUGCCGUUUGCCUUUUGAACUUUCAUCUUUAAUCGUAUAUUUUUUUAAGUGAACAUUUACCCUCUUCCACACGGUAAAUGGAUUGUGAAUAUGGUUUCAUUUGACACAACAAUAAAAACAAUCUUAUUCACAGAUGUCGCUUGAGU
This is a messenger RNA of Triplophysa dalaica, 3325 nucleotides long. It is a transcript of the gene rap2ab, whose product is annotated as RAP2A, member of RAS oncogene family b. The transcript has 2 exons. Gene Ontology annotation, biological process: Rap protein signal transduction; negative regulation of cell migration. The record is from RefSeq and is a predicted model, not a curated record. Lineage: Eukaryota; Metazoa; Chordata; Actinopteri; Cypriniformes; Nemacheilidae. Gene Ontology annotation, cellular component: plasma membrane. The coding region runs from base 498 to 1049 and encodes 183 amino acids. Gene Ontology annotation, molecular function: GTP binding; GTPase activity; GDP binding.